UAUUGGUCAACACUUUGAUGUCAGACCUUUUGUCUUCAUUUUCAAUCAUGGUCCAAAAAUCGUGAGAAAUUUUAUUUUUGUUCUUUAUUUGUCACCUAAACUUAACUAGCAGUCGAGGUUAAGCCAAUCACGACAACGCUUGAAGUACUUUUAUUGUCAGAAAUCAUACAUGAUUUCAGGUAUAUAUACAUACAUACGUAUCUGAAAAUAUUCAAAUAAUGAAGCUUAUAUACAUCCACACAUUUGAAAAAUUCAGUCAUUUAAAACCCAAGCAUUGGAUAUAGAUUAUUCUAAACAUUUUUCGAAAAUGAAUUUAUUUCUCUGCUGCAACUGGAAGAUUUUCACAUUACUAAUAUUUGUCCUCAUUUCGCAAAGCAUCGCCUUCAGAAUCAACAAAGAUACGCAAACAACUCCACCAAAAUUAAUCGAAAAAGAACCAAAACCAAAAUUUAAACCCCUCAACACGCCGAACAUCCUUUGGGAGGAAUUAUUCAAAGAGAAAUUUGGAUCGUUUAUCAAAAAUUCUUCACCGACAAAUACAAUUCCAAAUUCAUCCAAAAGUUUCUAUCAGUCGCAAAUAUUUGUCACGUAUAUCGACGGCGUUUCCGCCGGAAGUUUCCAAACGGAGGAUGGUGACAGCAUAUUUUUCGAUUACAUGGACUCUUCAUCCGAUCCAGCGAAUAAUUUCACCCUUCCGAUCGUAUUUGUCGUGAUGCAAAACGUUGCGGCAGAAAAUUGCACGGUGACUAAUAGCGUGACCAUGCAUCAGAAAGGGUCACAUGGGAAUUUGCAAUGGGAAACGUCAGUUUCGUCAUCCUCAUUUGGUCAGCAGUCAUCAUCCCAAUCUCAAAGUAAUGCCGAUGAUGGUUUUCAAAAUCAAAAUCAACAACAACAAAAUGGUCACGGAUUCGGUCAGGGGAAUAAUAAUAAUAAAAGCUGGACUACAUUUGCUCCCAUGAAAAAAUUUAACACAAUUUUUCCUACCAUGAAACCCUUUGGACAAUUCCAGAAAUAAGGAGUUAUCAAUCCGUUUCAUGAACCAGAUAGAUAAACAAUCUUCCGUAUGUAUCACUCAAUUUCAUGAAAUAUUCUUUAACUAUUGGGUAAAAGAUUACAAAAUGCAAAUAAAUUCACUUUCUACAUCGCAGUUUUUGUCGCAUUUAUUUGUUCCUAUCUGUCGAUAUUUGAAGCUUGCUUUCUUUUCCAUCCCGCGCUGGUAUCCUUCCCAUACUAUUAGUAUGGUAGGGAUACGAAGCGGGAAUCAAAUUUUUGGUGAAGUAAUUCUGAGUCAGUAGUAGAAGCCGGAAUCAAUCAAUUGACUUUUGUGUAAAUACAAAUAUCUAAAACGUUCAAGCAGUAAAAUGUUCUUCAGUGAAAAAGUUAAAAUAAAUAUUAUAUAUUUACUAGAAUAAUA
Folsomia candida is the source of this 1414-nucleotide messenger RNA. RefSeq lists its product as uncharacterized. NCBI's taxonomy places the organism in Eukaryota, Metazoa, Arthropoda, Collembola, Entomobryomorpha, Isotomidae. The transcript has 2 exons. The record is from RefSeq and is a predicted model, not a curated record. The coding region runs from base 308 to 1015 and encodes 235 amino acids.